This is a messenger RNA of Diachasmimorpha longicaudata, 899 nucleotides long. RefSeq lists its product as uncharacterized. The transcript is spliced from 4 exons. The record is from RefSeq and is a predicted model, not a curated record. The coding region runs from base 130 to 651 and encodes 173 amino acids. NCBI's taxonomy places the organism in Eukaryota, Metazoa, Arthropoda, Insecta, Hymenoptera, Braconidae.
CGAUGAAACGUUUGUUCGGAGCACACUAACGUCAGCACGCAACCACGAGAAAAUGGCGUGUGCUAUCUGUCGAGCGAACGACGACGCUACGGAUGCUACUCCUGACCGGAAGUGGGGGGAGGAACUACCAUGAGUAAAAGUUCUGUACGAGAUGUUGGAUUGAUAUUCGAUGAGGAGUUCAAUAAGAAGAUGCGAAUUGCUAAUUUCUUGGUGAAAAAUCUAGAGGAUCAGAAAGACACAGAAAGAGCUAAAUACUGGCUGAUGCGACUAGGAACCAUAAAAUCCUCCAAUUUGGAAGUUAAAAAAAAUAGAAACAUAUUCCUGAACUAUUUCAUCAAAGUUCUGGGGGAUGGAGUGCUCCCAGGCUGUGCAGACGGUCGAUCAGACACUGUUUGUGAUCCUGAAGAUUCCCUGAAAUUCCUGCAUGAUCCGGACUAUUUGUCGGAUACGUCAGGAGAGACGGCUGAUGAAGAGCCAAGCCCGAAGAAAGUAAUUAAAUUUCAGUCGAAAUGGUCCAAAGACCAUAGAACUUACGUGGCGGUGAAGCCCAUUCCUGGGAGAGGUGCUUUGGUAUUCAUGGCAGUGUCCAAACGUCCUGGACUCGAUAACUGGGAUUUGCCACCUCUUAUGAAAUCCAACAGAACGAGAUGAGAAAAUAAAUUCACUAUGAAUUCGUUUUACUUGGCAGCCAAUUCUUUCCUACAGACAUUCUCCUCAUUAAUUUAACAAAUUUCAAGGAUCUGGUGUGUGAAAGAUGUCACUCUCUGUGAAAUAUUUUGAUAUUAUCUCUGGGAAUGAAACAGGUAUUAAAUUAAAUUAAAAUCAAUUAAUUAGCGAAUGUUCAUCCUCUUCUGAAGAUAAAAUUCUGCUAGAGAAAUUUCAUAGCAGUUCAUCAGUUA